This is a messenger RNA of Penicillium robsamsonii, 1899 nucleotides long. Its product is annotated as putative phosphoinositide-specific phospholipase C. Gene Ontology annotation, biological process: phosphatidylinositol-mediated signaling; lipid metabolic process. Lineage: Eukaryota; Fungi; Ascomycota; Eurotiomycetes; Eurotiales; Aspergillaceae. The transcript has 4 exons. Gene Ontology annotation, molecular function: phosphatidylinositol-4,5-bisphosphate phospholipase C activity. The record is from RefSeq and is a predicted model, not a curated record. Bases 1 to 1899 code for a protein of 632 amino acids.
AUGGAGAAAGUCGAAGCUCUCGUGGAACGUGCUAAACAUCUAGCACUCCAUGAGCCACCCAAGACGGAGUCACAGACCGUGGAGAAAUUCCACCCCUCUUUGGAUAAGCAUAUCCAGAAGAUUCACAAGUCUGUUGGUGCAUAUGCUCCAACUACCAACUAUUUCCUCCAAGAAAUGCAACAUGACACUGCCGUCGCAGAUUCUCCUGAGCCAGUUGCCGCUAUUCUGGCUUCUCUGGAUGCCUUUCGUGCCUAUAUGAAAGAUCCGAACUCGUCUGCAAUGGGACCAGAAGAAGCCUUGGACCUUUCCGCCCCUAUUUCAGAUUAUUUUAUCUCGUCGAGUCACAACACUUAUUUGACGGGUAAUCAGCUGUACAGCAAUGCUGCUGCUAGUGCCUAUACAUCUGUCCUGCUCCGUGGCUGCAGGUCAGUCGAGAUUGAUGUCUGGGAUGGGGAGUUGGACAGCCCAAGCUCAAGCGACAGCGACAGUAGCAGUGAUUCAGAGACGGAAGAAGGGAAGAAGGGUAUGGGGAGCAAGCUGAAAAAUAAGAAAAAACCCACGAAAGAACCCAAAGAAUCGGUCUCGUCCAAAUUGGAAGCGAAACUCAAUGGCGUCCUCCGUCGCAAAUCUGUCAGGUCGCCCCAGCGGCCAGUGGACGAAGAGUGUGCGACGAGCCACAUGCCUGUUCGGGUUGAGCCUCGUGUUCUGCAUGGCCAUACCCUAACCAAGGGAACCACAUUCCGUGAAAUCUGCUAUGCAAUUCGCGACAGUGGAUUUAUUGCCAGCGAUCUUCCACUGGUCAUUAGUCUCGAGGUACAUGCAUCUCUUGAGCAGCAACAGACGAUGGUUGAAAUCAUGUUGGAGGCGUGGAAAGGAUUGCUCGUGGAGGCUCCUCCGGAUCAGGGGAAGCUUCCCUCGCUGGCUGAUCUGAAGGGGAAGAUCUUGAUCAAGAGCAAAUGCGUUCCACUAAGCGGCGAGAACGAGAAAGCCGAAGGAGAAACCCUGACGCCGCAGAAAUCCGACGAUAAGUCCUCGGGGCAGCAGUCGCCGAAGCCAUCAAAGAUUCUUGACGCCCUGGCCAAGAUGGCUGUUUAUACUCGCGCGUAUCACUUUAGUCAUUUUGACCAACCGGAGGCCAAGGUUCCUCUCCAUGUGUUCUCGCUCUCCGAGAAGGCAGCGCGAGAAGCUCACGUCACCCAUCGCGACGCCUUGUUUGAGCACAACCGAAGAUCUAUGAUGCGUAUUUAUCCAUACGCAUUCCGAGUCACCUCAUCGAACCUUGAUCCAACAUUCUACUGGCGACGUGGCGCCCAACUGGUAGCAUUGAACUGGCAGAAUCUGGAUAAGGGCAUGAUGCUCAAUCACGGAAUGUUUGUCGGCACCCACGGCUGGCGGCUGAAGCCCUCUGGCUACCGAAGUAGCCAUUCUGCGACAGAAGUUAUCAACCGCCGCAACUUAACCCUCUCAAUCGAGGUAUUCGCCGCGCAAGAUCUCUCUCUGCCACCGGGCGACCACAGCGAGAGGGGAUUCAAACCCUAUUUGAACUGCCAACUGCACGUCGAAGAACCGGAAGGCGAUGUUACCUCGAACCAGGACGACACUAGCUCCGAUUCAGAGAAGAGCAGCUACAGGCGGUGCACAAAGAGUUCUUCGGGUCGGAACCCGGACUUUGGGGGACAGAAGUUGGAGUUCCCGACCGUGACGGGAAUAAUUGAGGAGCUUAGUUUCCUACGGUUUAAGAUCAAGGACGAUGAGAUCGGUCGGGAUCCGUUGGCUGCGUGGGCCUGCAUCCGACUUGACCGGCUACGGGAGGGCUAUCGGCUACUUCAUCUCCAUGACUGCGCCGGCAAGAAUACCGGAGGGAUCUUGCUGGUUAAUAUUGUCAAGCGAUUUACUUAA